CGGAGUCCGGCGAGAGCCAACGCAGGCGUCGGCCUGCCGUCGCGUGCGUAAGCGGGGCAGCGACGCCGGGCGGCUACGCCGCGGAAUCAGCGUAGGCGGCUUUGGAGAAUCGGCGGGCUGCGCUGCGCCGGGGCUGGUCGGGCGGGGGGAGGGGAUGUCGGUCAGUGCGAGAUCCGCCGCCGCUGAGGAGAGAAGCGUCCACGGCGGCACCAUGGUAGCUCAACCGAAGAACCUUGAAGGCUACGUGGGAUUUGCCAAUCUCCCAAAUCAAGUAUAUAGAAAAUCAGUGAAGAGAGGGUUUGAAUUCACACUUAUGGUAGUAGGUGAAUCUGGAUUGGGAAAGUCAACAUUAAUCAACUCAUUAUUCCUCACAGAUUUGUAUUCUCCAGAGUAUCCAGGUCCUUCCCAUAGAAUAAAAAAGACUGUACAGCACAGCUCUAACUUACUGAAUGAAACAACUGUUAGUGAACUGAAGCAGGAAUAUACAGCAUAUGAAGAGAGAAAGGCUCAGCUCUCCUUAGAGUUGCAUUUGAAGACCAAGAGUGAUUACUCUGGUGCACACUGGCAGCCUGUGAUCGACUACAUUGAUAGUAAAUUUGAGGAUUACCUAAACGCAGAAUCGCGAGUGAACAGACGUCAGAUGCCUGAUAACAGGGUGCAGUGUUGUUUAUACUUCAUUGCUCCUUCAGGACACGGACUUAAACCAUUGGAUAUUGAGUUUAUGAAGCGCUUGCACGAGAAAGUGAAUAUCAUCCCACUGAUUGCCAAAGCUGACACACUCACGCCGGAGGAAUGCCAACAGUUUAAAAAACAGAUAAUGAAAGAAAUCCAAGAACAUAAAAUUAAAAUAUAUGAAUUUCCAGAAACAGAUGAUGAAGAAGAAAAUAAGCUGGUUAAAAAGAUAAAAGACCGCUUACCUCUUGCUGUGGUGGGCAGCAAUACUAUCAUUGAAGUUAAUGGCAAAAGGGUCAGAGGAAGGCAGUACCCUUGGGGUGUGGCUGAAGUUGAAAAUGGUGAACAUUGUGAUUUUACAAUUCUAAGAAAUAUGUUGAUAAGGACGCACAUGCAGGAUUUGAAAGAUGUCACCAAUAAUGUGCACUACGAGAACUACAGAAGCAGAAAACUGGCAGCUGUCACUUACAAUGGAGUGGAUAACAACAAGAACAAAGGGCAACUUACUAAGAGCCCUCUGGCACAGAUGGAAGAAGAAAGAAGGGAACAUGUAGCCAAGAUGAAGAAGAUGGAGAUGGAGAUGGAGCAGGUGUUUGAGAUGAAGGUCAAAGAGAAAGUUCAAAAGCUGAAGGACUCUGAAGCUGAGCUCCAGCGACGCCAUGAGCAAAUGAAAAAGAAUUUGGAAGCACAACACAAAGAAUUAGAGGAAAAACGUCGUCAGUUUGAGGAAGAAAAAGCAAACUGGGAAGCUCAGCAACGUAUUUUAGAGCAACAGAACUCUUCAAGAACCUUGGAAAAGAACAAGAAGAAAGGAAAGAUCUUUUAAACUCCCUGUUGACCACCAGUUACAUAUUAGUUGCCAAUACGCCAGCUUGGACAUCAGUGUUUGUUGGAUCCGUUUGACCAAUUUGCACCAGUUUUUAAAUCCAUAAUGAUGGAUUUAACAGCAUGACAAAAAUUAUUUUUUUGUUGUUCUUGAUGGAAUUAAGAUGCCUUGAAUUGUCUAGGGUGUUGUGUACUUAGAAAUAACAGCUCUAAGUACCUUUCUACAUUUUCUUUCCUUUUUUUAUUAUUAAACCGAUGUCUUCAAUUUAAUGCAAGAGAACAUUUUACUGUUGUACAAUCAUGUUCUGGUGGUUUGAUUGUUUACAGGAUAUUCCAAAAUAAAAGGACUCUGGAAGGUUUUCAUUGAGGAUAAAUUGCCAUAAUAUGAUACCAACUAUGCUUCUCUGAUAAUUAUAAUACAGAGGUUCCAUUCAGUGCAGCCUACACAAUAAUGUAAUUUAGUCUAACACAGUUGACCCUAUUUUUUGACACUUCCAUUGUUUAAAAGUACACAUGGAAAAAAACCUAUAUGCUUACAGUGCACCUAGAGCUUUUUUAUAACAACCUUUUUUUUUGUUUGUUUGUUUGUUUGUUUUGGAUUCUUUUAAGUAUAUAUUAUUCUCAUUUAGUGCCCUCUUUAGCCAGAAUCUCAUUACUGCUUCAUUUUUGUAAUAACAUUUAAUUUAGAUAUUUUCCAUAUAUUGGCCCUGCUAAAAUAGAAUAUAGCAUCUUUCAUAUGGUAGAAACCAACAAGGAAACUUUCCACUAACUCCCUUUUUACACUUUAUGGUAAGCAGCAGGGGAAAUGCAUUUAUAGGUCAUUUCUAGGCAGAUCGCGAAGCUAACGACCAACCUGUCUCUACCUACACACUAGAAAGGGACGUCAUGGCCUCCCAAGGAGAAGAGUCACCAUUCUGCACUUAGCUGUAUCCAUAUAUUGCAUUUCUGUAUUUUUGUUUGUAUUGUACAAAAUUCACAUAAUAAACAAUGUUGUGAUGUAACA
Messenger RNA from Octodon degus (degu), 2500 nucleotides. It is a transcript of the gene Septin7, whose product is annotated as septin 7. The transcript is spliced from 14 exons. The coding region runs from base 155 to 1498 and encodes 447 amino acids. Gene Ontology annotation, molecular function: molecular adaptor activity; GTP binding; GTPase activity. The record is from RefSeq and is a predicted model, not a curated record. Gene Ontology annotation, cellular component: microtubule cytoskeleton; septin ring; septin complex. Lineage: Eukaryota; Metazoa; Chordata; Mammalia; Rodentia; Octodontidae. Gene Ontology annotation, biological process: cytoskeleton-dependent cytokinesis; cilium assembly.